Drosophila innubila is the source of this 2254-nucleotide messenger RNA. RefSeq lists its product as uncharacterized. The coding region runs from base 387 to 2087 and encodes 566 amino acids. The transcript has 5 exons. Lineage: Eukaryota; Metazoa; Arthropoda; Insecta; Diptera; Drosophilidae. The record is from RefSeq and is a predicted model, not a curated record.
GAGGCAAGCGAGCAGCGCAGAAAGAAAGUCAUCGUGAACGCGCGCGUUUUGUUGCCAGUGAAAUCAGUGUGUGUGCGUGUGUGUGUGUGUCUGUGAACGUGUAUCUGUGUCUCUUGUAUGCUUUUACGAAAUACUUACGUACAUAUUGCCCGAACUACAGCCAGGCCCAAAGAGCCAACGAACUGAUUGAAAGAAGUGCUGUAGCUGUUGCCCAAAUUGACAGUGCCAAUUGCAAGUGUUUCCAGUGUGGAAAGUUGUAUUAAAAGACAGCAAAUAAUUACAACAACACUAUUCUCAACAACUGUGCCGCGGUUGUUCCAUUGAUUAGCAGCUGAGCUAAUCAUUAUCCCAGCCCAAUACCGUAAAACCAACAAUUACAACACAUCAUGAAGUUGCUGAGCUUGUGCCUGUUGCUUCUUGGAGCGCUGCCUAUGCUCUGCCACGCUUAUCCUGCAGAGAGUAGCAAAGGAGCGGCAGACAAAUCCUUGUCGCUAGAGGACACAGAUCUGGACAAUGAGCAGGGGGAGAGCAUCAAAGAUUCACAGAUAGCCAAACGAUCCGGCAGCUUUGAUUAUGUGGCGCAUCUGAAGUCCGGCCUGUUGUCCAGCAUUGGCCAGGCAUCCGCCUCUAUUGCCUCGGGCAGCUCCGGCGGAAGCAGCGGAGGCGGCGACAGCUACAAAUCUCACGAUAUUGUCGUCCAUGGAAACUCUGUGGAUUACGAUCCCUGGUCGUUCAAGAAGUCCGUGUUGAAUACAAUAUUCCAGGCGGUUAAGGCCAUUACAGGUGGAGUGACCGCAUUGAAGGGUCAACUGAUCAAGGGCAGCGGAUACGUGCUUAGCGCUGGCGGUAAUCUGGUAGCGGCAUCUGGAGACAAGGUCACAGAUGUGGGCAAAUCCAUCAUUAAUUCGGCGCACGUCAACUCGCACACCUACGCCACUGGUCACUCCAGCGGCGGUGGCUUUGUGCAUCCCUUUGCCAAGCUGAGCUCCCUAUCGGGUGCCUCCUCAGGCGGCAGCAGCGGCGGCAGUGGCAACAAGCAUUCCGCAUCGGCGCCAGGUCCCGUGCUCCACACAGAGACCAUCACAACGUACGAGAUACCCACGGGACAUGCCAAUUAUGGCCCACCCUCGAAGCCACCAUCGUUCAGCAGUGCCACACACCAAUAUCUGCCACCGGCUGGCUCCAACUAUGUGGGUGGUGGUGGUGGUGCGCCAUUCAGCAUUGGCCACGCGGCAUUCGAGGAGCAUCAGAACAAUUACUUGCCGUCUGCCUAUGGACAAGAUGUGGCCACCGCCGGCACCGACGACUUCAAUGUUUAUGGACGCCACAAGAAACUGACGGACGAUGAGGCACGUAAAGCGGCACUGCAGCUGCAGGAGAUUCUCAGUAUGUUGCCCAAUGGCAAGACGGAGUACACCGCCUCCAAGACAGUGGCACUGGACACAAGCAAUGUUCCGACUGGCUCCAAUGUGGAGCAGGCCGAUCUAUACAACAGUUAUGGUGUUCCAUUGCCACAUAAUCUGGGCACACUGGAGUCACUGUCGCAUACGGAGUCCAUAACGGCAGCUUAUGCGGCAAAGGUGCCACCAAAUCAAGGAGCCGCCGACACCUAUCAUCAGAUGGCCAAAAAGCCGCAGACAGCGGAGGAGGCGUACAUACAGAAACAUCCCAAUGAGGGCUACGAUUAUCAGCCACCAUCACCAUCAUCAACCGCACCCGCUAGCGAUUACAGAGUUGAGAACUAUCAUGCCAACAAGAGCAAUGCUCUCAAGGAUUUGUCACCGAUUAUUGCCGCCUUGGAGGUGGCCAAGCGGAAGGGUCCUAGCAGCAGUGGACCCGUGACAUAUUCCAUUGAGAAGCAGGUGCACAAGGCGGCGCCCUUCCAAUAUUUGCCUCCAGCUGUGCAGAAAACAAAAUACAUUUACAGCGCACCACCAGCAGGACCACCACCAAGACCCAGCUAUAGCGGUGCCUACAAGGUGCGCCGUCAUGUGCCCGUCCAGCGUCCGGGCAGCAUACGCAUGUCUCGGGCACAGGACUACGAUAUUCAGGAUCCGCUGAUGUUCAAUCGCCUGCUGGAAGUGUAGGGAAUGCGUCGAUGCGACGCUCUGGGCGGGUGUUAUUCGUAGUCUAUUUAUAGUCCUCUAAGUCAUAUUCAGCAUUUACAUAUAGUUUUCGUCCUAACCUUACUUAUUUAUGUCCUUAUUCAUUAUUUAUUGAACUCGCCCCUCGAGAGGCAAUAAACGAGCUAAUG